CAAAAGAGUACUUCAUUGUGAGGAAAAUGAGUCAUUCCCCAAAGACAUCAGUUGCUGGUGUCCCAAAAUCAGAUAGUCCACGCUUGGGAAAAGGUCACAAAGUACAUUUGUCAAAUACUGUAAAGACAAAGGGAAAACAACAAAAUAAUAAAGAUAUUUCAGCUCACACGAUACAGAGAGUGUGGUUAUCUCAUCUCGACAAAUCAAUGUUUCAACUCCUUAAGCGUACAAUUUGUGCAGCGGAACAUCAUGUGACACAUGAAAUUUUGAAGAAAGUGAGCCCUUUAGAGGCUGAGCUUGUUAAAGAUCCUUGCAUGAAGUGUAAAGUUAGAUUCAGAUUUAGUGGCGAAACAUUUCCACCUUUCAUCGUGUUUAAAAUUUUUCUUCAUACUGAAGGCCUUGGUUACAAGUAUUUCAGUGGAAAAAAUUUAUUAAAGCCAUCAAGUGAGGCUGUGGUUGAUGCUUGCAAAAUAAUGGGGAAAAAGAAAUUUUAUCAUCAAAUUAUGGAAGAUGAACGUCUUUUCCAGAAGUUCAAAAUAACUGAUGAAAUAGAUAUUGUCACCCUGAAAGAUUACAUGCAAUAUUCCAGUCUUCUGGAUGAGAGCCCUGCAUCUUCUGGUGGCAGAAAUAACUAUUGGCGAAGAUUAAAUCUCGAAAACAUUCCCAGGACAAUGAUAAUGUAUGACAUAGUUGAUUAUGCAGAGUCUGGAAUAAUCUCAAACCGUCUAAAAAAAGAAAUGAAGUAUCUAGUACAAAGACCAAAAACAGAAGAGAUGCGUCAGCACCAGCUACGGAUUGUUUCUCAAGUUAGGUGCCCUUCAUCCUUAUCAAGUCUUCAACCUUUAUAUCGGCCCUACCAACAGCAAAGUCAAAUUAAACAUCUGGGUCGUCGAUCCCAGCAAGCUCAAAUGAAAGUUGAAAAAAUGAAAAAAGCUUAUAAGAUGGCUAAAGAAAAAAUUACUUCUGCAGGGACUGAACCAAAAAUGGACAUACCAGGUACAAAGCAAAAAGAGACGAUGGUCUUCUCCACCCCAUUCUUUGACAUUGUAAAAGUUAAUGAACUCAUGUCAGAUGACGAAUUGGAAAAAGAGGAAAAGGAAUUAUUUGCCUGGUGUCAAGACUUGUAUAUUAAUAAUUCUCCAUCAUGUUAA
Molecule: messenger RNA, 1151 nt
Organism: Eubalaena glacialis (North Atlantic right whale)
Lineage: Eukaryota; Metazoa; Chordata; Mammalia; Artiodactyla; Balaenidae
Gene: CXHXorf58
Product: chromosome X CXorf58 homolog
Exons: 9
Coding region: 27-1151 (374 amino acids)
Source: RefSeq, a predicted model, not a curated record